AUGGCGGGCGAGCUUGAGAGUUGCAAGGCCCUCAGCGGGCUGCUGAGCAUCCUGGCCCAGAAAACUUUCCAUGGGCACCCCGGCAGCGAGGACCUGCUUCGGAGCCAGCUCUAUCCGGAGGUGCCACCCGAGGAGUUCCGGCCCUUUCUGGCGAAGAUGACGGGGAUUCUUAAGUCUAUUGCAUCUGCAGACAUGGAUUUCAACCAGCUUGAAACAUUCUUGACUGCUCAAACCAAAAAGCAAGGAGGGAUCACAUCUGAUCAAGCUGCUGUCAUUUCUAAAUUCUGGAAGAGUCAUAAGGCAAAGAGUCGAGAGAGCCUGAUGAACCAGAGCCGCUGGGACAGUGGGCUUCGGGGCUUGAGCUGGAGAGUUGAUGGCAAAUCACAGUCAAGGCACUCAGCUCAGAUACACACCCCUGUUGCCAUAAUGGAGCUGGAAAUAGGGAAAAGUGGACAGGAAUCUGAAUUUCUGUGCUUGGAAUUUGAUGAGGCCAAGGUCAACCAAGUUCUGAAGAUGCUCUCAGAGGUAGAAGAAAGUAUCAGCACACUGAUGCAGCCAGCCUAGUGAAGGUGAAGUUGUUGAAGCAAAGGUGUUUAUGAUCCCUCCCCACU
Molecule: messenger RNA, 611 nt
Organism: Molossus molossus (Pallas's mastiff bat)
Lineage: Eukaryota; Metazoa; Chordata; Mammalia; Chiroptera; Molossidae
Product: COMM domain-containing protein 1-like
Biological process (GO): negative regulation of sodium ion transmembrane transport; negative regulation of protein localization to cell surface; copper ion homeostasis
Cellular component (GO): endosome
Source: RefSeq, a predicted model, not a curated record